Messenger RNA from Adineta steineri, 255 nucleotides. Lineage: Eukaryota; Metazoa; Rotifera; Eurotatoria; Adinetida; Adinetidae. The record is from the annotation of a GenBank genome assembly.
AUGCUUUGUCCAAAGUGUGGUAAAACGUUAUUGGCGCGCGAAGGCAUUCUUCAAGCUGGUCGUAAGUAUCAUCGACAUUGUUGGACUUGUGCACAAUGCUCAAAUCCAUUAACUUUGUGGGUUCGUCAACCACUCAUACCCGAUGAAUAUCUUUGUAAUAUUUGUCACAUUAAAAAGAAUGGAUUGAGAGAAGGUAUGAUUUUUGUUAAUUGGAAAAAACAAACAGAUUCAAAUAUAUCAUUAAAUAAACAGUAA